Pocillopora verrucosa is the source of this 759-nucleotide messenger RNA. The record is from RefSeq and is a predicted model, not a curated record. NCBI's taxonomy places the organism in Eukaryota, Metazoa, Cnidaria, Anthozoa, Scleractinia, Pocilloporidae.
AUGGAUUCACCUUCCGGGUCCUUCUUUCGAUUUUGGAGUUUUGUUAAAGUUUUCUCCGCAUUUUCAGGUCUUUUAGGUUUCAACCACAUUUCCAGCAUCUUAAUUUUCAAACUCUGUGGACUUUCGAUAAUUUCUAUGAUUGCGGUAUACAUUCUUUGUUUUUCCUCGUUGGUUUUAUUUUGGUGCGGAUUUAAACGUGCACAAAGAGAUCGUGGGACAAGGCAACAACGACAUCUUCUCAAAGAGCUUUACUCCAUAGAUGUUGAAAAGAUUCCAAUGAUCAUUGAUCGCUUUUUAGAGCUAUACGGAGGAAGUCCUCGUGGUGAGGAGGAAAUCUACACAAAGGACAGUGCGAGUUGUUGGGUGGAAAAGCGCUGUGCAGUGUGUUUAGAAGCUGAAGCGUGCAUCCAAACUUUGCCUUGCGAACACGUGGUUGUGUGCAGUUGGUGCGCUUGGCAGUCGUUGAAGCUUGCGUUUCUUCAGAAGUCAUCGCACCGCUGUGUGGUGUGCAGGACAGAGAUUGAGGACUUUAGCAGAAGUUUGAUUAGCGCAAGUGACUUGCUGAAUCUAAGCUGGAAAGAUGUGAGGAAGAUUGUUGAAGACGUAAAACGUUGUUGAGCGUUAGCCGUCUUUUUUAAAUAGUCGAGGAAAGUAGGGAAGUUGAAGAUGUAUAAUAAGCUUUCUUGGAUGAAAUAAAUUAACGAAAUUUUGGUAAAUUUCCAGGCAAAACAUUUACCUAGAGGAACCUGUGGAAUAGAA